CCGCGCGCAUGGCCUCCCCGGGGGACGAGGCGCUGGACGGCUACAUGUACCCCGCGUGCGCCGCCUACCCGUACCCCUACCUCUACCCCCCGGCCGCCAGGGGCAAGGGCCUGGCGAGCGGGGGCGGCUGGCGGCCGCGCGCCGGGGACCACCCUCCCGCCUCCCCCGCCUUGGCCGGGGCGGCCCCGCCGUCCUUCCCGGGCUACGGGCAGCUGAUGGCCGCCGAGUACUUCGACAGCUUCCAGCGGGCGCAGCUCAUGGCCCUGCUGUCGCAGGUGGGCCCCGGCCUGGCCCCGCGGCCCCGCCGGGCGUGCAGCCGGGACGCGGCGGUGCAGGUGAACCCGCGCCGCGACGCGUCGGUGCAGUGCUCGCUCGGGCGGCGCACGCUGCCCCGCCGGCCCCGCGACGCGGACGCCCCGGCCCCCGGCCCCGAGGACGCGGCGGGCGGCCCCGCCUCCCCGCAGCCGGCGCGCCCGGGCCCCGAGCCGGGCAGCCCCCCGAGCGGCGGCCCGCGCCUCCCGCGCUUCCCGCGCUCCGUCGCCGUGUACUCGCCCGUGGUCUCGCGCCGGGUCACCACCUUCCUGGAAGGCGCCGAGGCCGCGGCGCCGGGUGGAGAGCGAGGGCCGCCCCCUCCGAGGCCCCGCGGCCCCGAGCGGGGAGAGCGGGCGGCGAGGACGGCGCCGGAGCGGCCGCAGGCCCAGGGGGAGGAGGAGGCGGCGGAGGUGCGCGCGAGCUGGGAGCCGUCGGAGGACGCGCCGGGGCUGCCGUCGCGGGAGGCCCGGGGAGGCGAGGCCGCCCCGCGGAGCGCGUCCGGGAGCCCGGAGCAGCCGCCGCCGGUGGGGGGCGCCCAGGAAGGCGAGGGCGAGAGGUCGUCGCCGCGGAGCCCGGAGCCGGGCAAGGAGCGCCUGCGCUUCCAGUUCUUGGAGCAGAAAUACGGCUAUUACCACUGCAAGGACUGCAACAUCCGCUGGGAGAGUGCCUAUGUGUGGUGUGUGCAGGGCACCAACAAGGUUUACUUUAAGCAGUUCUGCAGGACUUGUCAGAAGUCGUACAACCCUUACCGAGUGGAGGCCAUCACCUGUCAAAGUUGUAAACAGACUAGAUGCUCCUGCUCAAUAAAACUUCGCCACAUUGACCCUAAACGGCCCCACCGACAAGAUUUGUGUGGGAGAUGCAAAGGCAAACGCCUAUCCUGUGACAGCACGUUCAGCUUCAAAUAUAUCAUUUAAAUGAAUGUAAAAGACCAGUCCUACCGACCGUGUGCUAGUGGAGCAGACAAGUGGGCUGUGUGUGCCCCUUCUCCCUUUUGCCUCCUUGUGCAAGGCUGUGUUUCUUGACAAAACCUUUAAAUAAAAGAAUUGCAAAACAA
This is a messenger RNA of Myotis myotis, 1369 nucleotides long. RefSeq names its product zygote arrest 1 (gene ZAR1). Gene Ontology annotation, biological process: translation. NCBI's taxonomy places the organism in Eukaryota, Metazoa, Chordata, Mammalia, Chiroptera, Vespertilionidae. Gene Ontology annotation, molecular function: mRNA base-pairing post-transcriptional repressor activity. The transcript is spliced from 4 exons. The coding region runs from base 9 to 1229 and encodes 406 amino acids. The record is from RefSeq and is a predicted model, not a curated record. Gene Ontology annotation, cellular component: cytoplasm.